Molecule: messenger RNA, 1097 nt
Organism: Adineta steineri
Lineage: Eukaryota; Metazoa; Rotifera; Eurotatoria; Adinetida; Adinetidae
Source: the annotation of a GenBank genome assembly
AUGAGCUCUUUAAGUUUUAAUACAAGUAUUGAUAAAUCAUCAGAACAAUUAAAUGUUACUGAAAAAUCUCAUGAGGAAUCACCUUCAAAAUUACGACACUUAUUUCGGCGUCUGCCAAGAAAUAGACUUUUAAAAUUUACAAAAAAUAUGCCAGAGUUUCAGGAAAUAAUAAAUAAAUCUAAUGAUACAGCUGAUACAUUAGUAAGUGCAACAAAUAAUGAAGCUGCUCAUGAUAUAUGUUUAGUUUCUGACAGUCCACAUUAUAUUGUUCGAGUUGCUGGAACUGGAAAUGUUCAAGAAUUUGAAAAAUACCUUGUUGAAGAUCCUCCAGCAAGACUAACUGUAUUUAAUCCUCAAGGUCUUUGUGCAGCACAUAAUGCUGCUGCACGAAAUCGAGUAGGUAUUUUAACUUUAAUUGUUCAAUACCAUGGAGAUUUAAAUAUUGAAGAUAAGAACGGAUGGACACCGUUGCAUCAUGCUGUACGAAAUAAUGCAAUGGCUGCACUUGAAUUUCUUUUAGAACAUGGAGUUGAUGAUGUUCGAUUAAAUAAAGCACAGGAAGCAGCUAUUCAUUUAGGUGUUAUUCAUAAUCAAUUAAAAACUCUCACAUAUCUUGUUACUAAACGACCUGAUCAAGUUGAUCUUCCUGGUGAAAGGAAAAAAACACCACUUCAUUAUGCUGCUCUUAUUGAUAAUGUUGAAGCAGCUAAAAUUCUUACGUCCCACAAUGCAAAUAUCUAUAUAAAAAGUGAAGUUGGCAGCUAUCCUGUUCAUGUGGCAGCAUUGAAUAGUAGCAAUCGUGUUUUUAACCAUUUAUUUGAAACAGCUAAAUCAUUGGAGGGUGGUACAAUGGAACUUUUAAAUAUAUGUGAUGCUGAAAAUCAUCGACCAUUACAUUCAUCGGUUAUUGGUGGUAAUAUCGAAGCUGUUGAGAUUUGUUUGAACAAUGGUGGCUCAAUCGAUGAUCAACAAGAUGAUUUAUCAACAGCCGUUCAUUUAGCAUCAUCACAAGGUUCUCUCGAGCUUCUCAAGUUGAUGUUCGGUUGUCAGCCAGACCUCAUACCUAAAGUUAUUCGAAUGGCUGAUGUUCAAGGCAU